Molecule: messenger RNA, 4365 nt
Organism: Closterium sp. NIES-65
Lineage: Eukaryota; Viridiplantae; Streptophyta; Zygnematophyceae; Desmidiales; Closteriaceae
Source: the annotation of a GenBank genome assembly
AUGACACGUGCAACACGUAACCAAGCAAUGGAGGAGGAACAGGCCGGCCGCCGCGCGACAAGGGGGACGUCUAAACAAAUCGAUAGGGAGAGUGGUGGCGGCGCUAAAAAAAACAAUGCGUCCGUCGCUCGUGGCAUUGGGCCGAAAAAAGCGGCGGCAAAAAAGGUCGCGCGCGGUCAACAGGAGGCCGGCAAGAAAGCAGCAGACAAGGGGCCUAAACCAACGCCACGCAAGCGUGUUUCUACAGUGAACAAAGCUGCGGAUGGUGCCUCUGCUGGAACCGAGCCCGGUCCGAGUAAAGACGGCACCACUGGCGGCAACGAAGAUCCGGGGCGAGGGAGCGCGAGUCUUGCACUCCCGUCGGCGGAGAUGGAGGGUUCGGCGACAGGGGGAAAUCACGGAGGCGAUCCUCGCGCCGAGCAUGCCGCAACCAAGGAGUCCGAGGAGGCGGCAACGCAACACCAUCUGACGCUGCUCCAGCCGAGCGUGGUCGAAGUUUCUGCAGCCGUGCUGGAUAAGGACAAGGUGGCACAGCACGAGUCGGUGGGGCUGGUCGGUGGCUCUCCUCCUUCUGGUGGACGGGGAAGGCGUAGGCAAAGGAAGAGCGAUGGGGAGGAGGAUGAUGACACCGCCGUGCCCGGGGACCUCACCACGCGGGCGAAGAGGCGCCAGACGACAGGUAGUGCUGACAACGCCGGAGGCGCGGAAGUUGACACACCGCGAGGCGCCAAGGAAGCUAGUGGCAAGGCGGGCGGUCAAGCAUUGCGCCAGAAGGGCCGCCCCGCAGCAAGAAAAGCAUCUGGCGGAAGGAGAGGCAAGAAAGCAGCGACAGGAACGAGGCCGAAACGGGGCGAUGAAGACCCCGGUGAUACGGAGGAGGAGGAGGAUGAGGAGGAGGAUGCGGAGGGAGAGGAGGAUGAAGAGGAAGCGGAGGAGCAAGACGCGGAUGUUGGGGAGGAUGCUAAAGAUGAGAAUGAUGGCGGGGAGGACGAAGAGGAGGAGGAGGAGGAGGAGGAGGAGGAGGAGGAGGAGGAGGAGGAGGAGGAGGAGGAGGAGGAGGGGGAUGAGGAGGAGGAGCUGGGUGACGAGGAGGAGGAGGAGGAGGAGGAGGAGGAGGAGGAGGAGGAGGAGGAGGAGGAGGAGGAGGAGGAGGAGGAGGAGGAGGAGGCAUCAGAGAAGGAGGAGGAGGAGGAGGAGGAGGAGGAGGAGGAGGAGGAGGAGGAGGAGGAGGAGGAGGAGGAUGUGGCGCCAGGGAAGAGACGGGGCGGGCGUGGCGGUCGGGUGAGUGGGACAGGGAAGGAGGGGGGCCGGACUCGCCCUUCCCGAAAACGCGGGGCAGGUGACGCUGCGCGCGGCGAAGCAGCGGGCAAACCGAAGGCGCGUAAGGUGAAGGUCGAAAGUGAAGGGGUUGGUAAAAAGCAAGGGAGCCAGGGUGCAAAAGGGGAUGGAGGAGGAAAGGGUGGCCGCGCCAAAGGGGUUCGAGUGGGUACCGGCAAAAAGGAACCUGCCGGUGAAAGUGAGGAGCACGAGCAGUUUGUUACACGGGAGGAGUUCCAGGCGCUGCGGUCUGAGAUGUACGCCAUGUUUGCACAGCUCGGCCUGCGUCGUGGAGUACCUGCCAGCUAUGCCGGCGGGUCGGCAGCCCUGCCUAUGGCUGGUACCCCGCCGCCGACGAGCGCCGUGGACAAGGCACGAGUGCUAGUGUUGCAGGAGACAAACCCAUUCCCGGAGGGUGUGACGUGGCGGAAGGUGAGGGUUGGGGAAGACGUGGCGGAUGCAGGUGGGUGUGACGUGGGGGAAGACGUGGCGGAUGCAGGAGGGUGUGACGUGGCACGUGGGGCUGGUUGGUGGACGUGGCGGAUGCAGGAGGGUGUGACGUGGCGGAAGGUGAGGGUUGGGGAUGACGUGGCGGAUGCAGGUGGGUGUGACGUGGGGGAAGGUAUAUCUCACAGCAUUCUCUGCAUUCUCACUUCUCUCUGCAUUCCCGCUUCUCUCCGCAUUUUCACACCUCCCUUCCACUUUUCUCACUACGCGCUUGCCUCCCACAAAUAUGAGCAGGAGGAAGGGGAGAAGGGCAAGGACGACAAGCUACCCAAGGGAAUAGAAAUGCAGCAAGACUUCGAUGGGGAUAUGCAUGAUAUAAGCGAGGAUGAGGAGGAGGAUCAGGAGAAGGAAGAGGAGGGAGAGGAGGAACAGCAACUGGAGGAGGAGAUGGGAGAUGUUGGUGAUAAUGCUGAUGUGGUUGAUGAGAAGAUUUGGAAGGGGGAUGAGGAGGAGGAGAAGGAGGGAAAGAGGGAGAAUGAGGAAGGACUCGACGAUUUCGGGGGCGCGGGAGGAGGAUUUGGAGGUGGGAAGGAGGAGGGAGGGGAGGAGGAGGAAGGGGAGACCGAGGUGGAAGAAGCAAAGGAGGCUAUGGGAUCACAUGGGAGGCCGCAAGAAGAGGAGGAGGAGGAAGAGGAGGGAGAGGUGAAGGAUGAUGAGUGGGACGAGAUGGAUGGGGCGAAUGAUGGUGCUGGCGGUGCUGCUGCUGACGCUGCUGGUGGUGGGGAUGAGGAGGGGCAGGAGGAUGGGGAGGAGAAGGGUGAGGGAGAAGGGGAGGGUGAAGAGGAGAAGGAGAGGGAUGCUGAUGUGGAGAAGGAGGAAGGGGAGGAGGGGGAGGAGGAGGGAGAAGAAGGGGAGGUGAAGGAUGAGGAUGGGGAGGGAGGUGAGGAGGAGGAAGCGGAGGAGGGGGAGGAGAAAGAGCCUGAGAACAUGGGCACGGGAGCAGAGGCAGCAGUAGCAGAGGAGCAGAUGGAGGAGGAGAAAGAUAUCAAGGGGACGAAAUCAGCUAGAGAUCAGCAACAGGAUGGGAAUGAGCAAGUGGCAGGGGUGAGGGCUGCGGGGACGGCGUCUGUUGAUGUGAUGGGGAUGGAAGUGGAGGAGAAGGAGACCAAGGGGCAAGGGAAGGAGGAGGAGAAGGAAGAGGAGGAGAGGAAGAAGAAUGCAGCAGAGGAGGAGGAUGGGGAGGGGGAGGAGGCAGGAGGGGCGAAGGAGGAGGGUGAGGAGGAGGAAGAGGAGGAGGAAUUGGAAGGAGAAGAGAUGGAGGUGGAUGGGGACGCAUCUGGAGCUAUGGAUUCGAGCUUCGUAUCCAUGAGAUGGAAAGAGGAGGUCAAGGAAACGGCGCGCUUGCGAGAGGCGGACGGGGAGAAGGAAGAGGGAGAGGCCGAAGAGGACGGAGCAGGAGAGGGCGCGGACGCUGCUGGCGGCGCGAGGGAAAAGGUAUGGACUGAGAUCGAACUAGAGCGCAUGCGAGCCGAGGUAGAAGCGCAGAUGCAGCGGAUGCGGGAGAGCGAGGAGGGCCGGCAGAAGCUCGAAGCGGCGCGCGACGCGUGGCGGAAAUACGAGCUGCUGUGCAGCGGCGCCUCUCAGGAGCUAGCAGAGCAGCUGCGGCUCAUUCUAGAACCUUCCAUGGCGACCAAACUGCAAGGAGACUACCGAUCGGGGAAGAGAAUCAACAUGAAGAAGGUGAUUCCGUACAUUGCAAGCGGGUUCAAGCGGGAUAAGAUCUGGCUGAGGAGAACCCGCCCGGAUAAGCGCAAAUACCAGGUGGUUCUAGCUAUUGAUGACUCGAGAAGCAUGUCGGAGGCACGGUGCGGGCAUCUAGCGCUCGAAGCAAUGGCCACGAUUUGCCGAGCGAUGGCGACGAUCGAGGUUGGGGAGAUCGGGGUCGUUGCUUUCGGCGAGCCGGGCAACGUGCGCAUGCUGCAUGAAUUAGACCGGCCGUUUUCUCCUGAAGCAGCCGUGCAAGUCAUCUCGCAAUUCUCGUUCAAGCAGGACAACACGAUUGCGGAUGAGCCAAUGGUGGAGCUGCUGCGGUUUCUGUCUGGGGCGCUGGAUUCUGCUGCGAUGAGAUACUCUGCGAGUGCGGGCACGGGAGGAGGAGGACAUCUGGAGCAGCUGGUGCUGAUUGUGGCGGAUGGGCGGUUCCAUGAGAAGGAGACCCUAAGGCGCACAGUGCGGCAUGCCAUGGGCAAGGGGCAGCUGCUGGCCUUCAUUCUGCUGGACAGCCCUUCUGAAUCCAUCCUUGACAUGCAGGCGGGGUCCCAGCCUUCUCUCAACCUACCUGAACUGACUUUGAGAUUCAUACAAGCCAUAUCCCGUUUCUCCCUGCCCUCUCCUGCACCCCUCCUGCAGUCCGUGUCAUUCUCAGACGGGGUGCCAGCCUUCUCAAGCUACCUGGACUCCUUCCCCUUCCCCUACUACAUCCUUCUGAGGGACAUCCACGCGCUCCCUCGCACGCUGGCAGGCCUGCUUAGACAGGUAUGGCAUGGGGAAUGCUGGCAUGGGGCUGAAGAGGUGACUUUAUCAGUGAUAGGGAUGGCAUAG